Messenger RNA from Zasmidium cellare ATCC 36951, 477 nucleotides. RefSeq lists its product as uncharacterized. Lineage: Eukaryota; Fungi; Ascomycota; Dothideomycetes; Mycosphaerellales; Mycosphaerellaceae. Bases 1 to 477 code for a protein of 158 amino acids. The record is from RefSeq and is a predicted model, not a curated record. The transcript has a single exon.
AUGGUCGACUACUUCUACCACCCCAAGACCUGCCUCACCGAAUAUAUCAGUCAAGCAAGUGUUGAAAACGACGAGUCGAGCCCCUCAAUUGCCGAUCAUAUGGCCUUCUUCGCCGAUACCGUUCUGCUCGCAGACAUGUACAACGUCAAAGGACUGAAAAAUUGGGCCACGGAAUGCUUCAAGGAGUGGUUUCACGAGGAGAGGGAUAUCAAGUGGAUCGACAGAGCUCUGGACACAUUCGAUGAGCAGGACAACAUGCCGGAUUGGAUAUGGGAGGCUAUGGUACGCGCUGUUGUGCGCGUUCUCGAAAUGAAUCACGAAUACACCGUCGCAGAGACUACGAGCCUGUUCACGAAGCAUCCCAAGCUUGCGGUGGCUAUUGCGAAUGAUAUGGCUGCGCGGCACUUUGUGGGGACAUAUGACAAUGAAGUACAACCGAAUGAUGGACAGUCUGACGAUGAUGACUCGGAUGAUUGA